AUGACUUCCGCGACCCAAGAGGAAGCGAUUGCUGAGGGGCGACGCCUAUAUGGUGCCAAACAAUUCAAGUCUGCCCUUAAGUACUUCACCAGAGCGAUGCAGUCGUGUCCUUGUACUCGACAGGCCUCCGAGGGCGGUUCUAUCUUCAAUGAGGCUAUGUAUACAUGCGAGUGUGAGGUUCGCAAGACUUUCAACAAGUGCGACAACAAACUGCACAUACAGGCCCUCGAUCAUCGUGCCGCAACCUUUGAAGAUAUUCAAGAGCUUGAACGAGCUCAAAAGGACGCUGAAUGGAUGUUAGAGCUUGCCCCAAGACUGCCAGAUGGUUACUUGCGACUCGGCAAGAUAUUGCGCCUUCAGAAAAAGCACGAGUUCGCCUGGAAGAAACUCCAGAAUGCCAGACAAUCUUUGCAUGCUCGAUUUUACCGUCGAGAUCCAUUGAAUAACCCUCCCGAGAUUAUCCAGCGUAUAUUCAAUUAUCUAGACUUUGCCUCUCUCGCGAGAUGCACUGGCGUUUCCAAACAGUGGAGGCGGUAUCUCUCUGGUCACGGCAAUGAGCGCCUUUGGCGGACUCUUCACUUCACCAGCAAAAUUCCCUUUAAUCGCCCUCCGGGCAUAAAGUCAAUCAAGAAACUGAUAGCCUACUCGGGGAAGGAUGUUCGUCAGAUCAUCAUCGACGAUAUUUCACGCUUUAGACUCACGCAGCAAAAAAUCCUUAUCCUUUUAGGGUCAAAGAACCUCGAGCGUCUUGAGCUCCGAGGCAGGGUUGAAGAGGAUCUAACAAUUCCGAACACCUCUGGCAUCCUAAAGAAGUUGAGCCAUAUUACCCUUCAGGAUAUUCUAACCAGGAGACCACAAAUACUGGGUCCCCUUCUGCACCAUGCCAGUGAGAGUCUACAGAUCCUACAUAUCAUCGGCUUGCCACAGACAGGCUCGUCUGGUGCCCAUUUCCCCCACCUACCUAACCUCAAGUACCUGCGCCUUGAAGAAUACUCAAGACCGAGCCCGUUCAGGGUGAGCACAUGGCAACUAGCUCAAAGGACGCCAUGCCUGCAGCAACUCUAUCUUCAAGACGUGCAGCUUUCAGCGGAAGUCCCUGCAGAUGCUCGACUUGAUGAUUGUUGGCCAAGACUUAGAGCGGUUACAGUACACGGACCUAAUGAUUCUGAUCUGGACACUGCGCAUACUAUACAGCAACUUACAUCGCUGCGAGGCGGGCGUGCACUGCAGUAUAUCGACUUCGACUUUCGAUGGAAACCCGAUGAUGAGGGCCCACUGGGUCUAAUAGUCUUGUUAGAGAGGCUGAACCAAGAGCCCGAAAUGCUAACAACAGACGGAUACAACAAACACUGCCAGUACACAGACCUGCGCUCUCUACGUCUUCGCCGGGCCAUGAUACCUCCUCUGAAACUCCAGAAGGUGCUCGGCGAUAGCCUUGGAGCACACAAGCUGCACACCCUGGAUCUUGCUUUUCCCCUUGAUCAUCAAUGUGCCCUUGAAGGGUCUGCCAGUACUCGACAUAUCCAAGACCAUGACUGGCUUCGUGGAGAGCAUGGCAUCAGAUGCAUUGGACUUUCAGAGUUUAGAUUCCGAGCGUACCCUAAAACCGACGACGAAAUGUAUUUGCCGGGGUUUCUUGCUAGCUUUCCUAACCUUGAGGUGCUUGAGAUCAACUCGUCGCAUUACGACCAGCGCGAAUUCUGCAUCAUGAUUGAGGCUAUUCUCAAGGUUACUCACUUGCAGAAAAUCUAUCAGAAGACCGUUCUUGGUGAUUGGGGAGAUAAGCUUAGAGAGGCGACCGGGAAACAAGGCGUUGAACUGAUUUGGGGAGAUAGGCCGCGCCAAUGGCCGCUCGUUAUUGAGGAUGAUUCUUAA
Messenger RNA from Fusarium coffeatum, 1875 nucleotides. RefSeq lists its product as uncharacterized. The transcript has 6 exons. Gene Ontology annotation, molecular function: protein binding. The record is from RefSeq and is a predicted model, not a curated record. Lineage: Eukaryota; Fungi; Ascomycota; Sordariomycetes; Hypocreales; Nectriaceae. Bases 1 to 1875 code for a protein of 624 amino acids.